CACUGUCGGUGACCUUGUUCAUUCCGUUCACAAAAAUGAACUAGUUCUUUUGACCCGUUCGUUCAUGACUGACACACUACUAGUCAUCACGUGUUGUUGCGCAGUUGAGUCGGAACGAACGUGAACAUGAUUGAACGGACUGACUCGACACGGCUGACCGGGUCUAUGCACAGAGACCAAUUGAUCGAAAUGAACAAAAUGAAUGAAAUGAACGGAUCUUUUUUCAGCAUGAACCGAAAUCAUCCGGUUCACUGAAACGAACGGUUUUGCCCACCAUGACUUGGGUCACUUUUAGAGUUUCUAAUGGUGAUGGCUAAGGAUUUGGGUUCAAGUUUAGGUAAGGUAGCUAACCAUUGUUAGGUACUUCAGAUAGACCUCGUUCUGAGACAGAGAGAUUGAUCCAGUAUGGGGAGCUGAGACGCUCAGAUCCGGAGGGCUGUCAUAAUACUUAUACUUAUGAAAUCUUAUAUACAGAUUUCAAGGUACGUCAUCACGUGUUGUUGCGUUGUUGAGUCGGAACGAACGUGAACAUGAGUGAACGGACUCGACACGGCUGACCGGGGGAGAUCACAGGAUAACGACCAAUUGAUCGAAAUGAACGGAUCUUUUUACUAAAUGAACCGGAAUGAUCCGGUUCACUGAAAUGAACGGUUUUGCCCACCACGACUUGGGUCACUUUUAGGGUUUCUAUUAGGGAUGACGGUUAAGGAUUUGGGUUCGAGUCGAGGUAGGGGUAACGGUUAGGCGUUGACAACCUAACCUAACCGGUCUGGGGGGCGAUACGCUCGGAUCCGGAGGGCUGUCAUAAUACUUCAGAUUUCAAGGUACGUCAUCACGUGUUGUUGCGCUGUUGAGUCGAGCGUGAACAUCAGUGAACGGACUCGACCAAUUCAUCGAAUUGGUCGAACCGGAAUGAUUACUGAACGAACCGGAAUGAUCCGGUUCACUGAAACGAACGGUUUUGCCCACCACGACUUGGGUCACUUUUAGGGUUUCUAUUAGGGAUGAUGGUUAAGGAUUUGGGUUCGAGUCGAGGUAGGGGUAACGCUCGGAUCCGGAGGGCUGUCAUAAUACUUCCGAUUUCAAGGUACGUCAUUAUGACUGAUUCCAUCAUUUUUGUGCAGUAAAGUGGAUUAUUUGGAGACUAUUCAUUUAUGUUGUACAAAUAACUGGCUAACAUGAAUUAUAUGCAACAUUUGUGUUGGGCGAUGGUGGUAUUUGAAUUACUGAAUUAUUGUUUGUCUACAUACUCAUAAUUCUCAGAUUUUAGGUGUGAAGUAUGCUAGAGCUUGGAACAGAUUGUCGAGUAUGAGCGUGCCCUAAGUGCCAUUUUAUUUAAUGGGAGGGCGCUUUAGAAAGCAUACAGGAAACGCAAUUAAACUAUUUUUGUAUUUGUUUGUUUAUGAAGGUCUGAAUUGUUUAUGCAUUCUUUGGAAAUUGUGAAAUUUCUGUUGCCUUGAGAACUCUUGGCCCGAGUCCUCGAUGACAAAAGUGUCUGCGGUCAGUAGUGAUAGUCAACGAUGUCGCCGUGUGUGAAUAAACGUGCACGGGUCGCGCAGAGAGGGGCCACUCCAAUUAAGACAAUGGCCUCCCAGUGUUUGAGUCUCUGAAAGCCCCAUCAUUCAGACAUUUAGAAUAUCUUCUUCUAUGCUGUGUCACUCUUGGCUUUUGUACGUAUUAAGUAAGCAAGGUCGCAUUCUUAGUGUUGGCACUAAGAAUUAUGUACAAGGUAUCUAUAUAAGGUCGGGGGGGGGUUACUGAAUGGUGUCAUGGACCACGUGGACAUAAGAGUUUCACACGGUUGGAGCUGGCGUGUUACUUUGUUGGCUUUUUAUCUGCCAUGGCAACACAUGCUGUGUAAGGAUGCUGCGUUAAUGAUGGGAACAGCUGAAAGCACAAAGAGACAGAAACACAAGUCAGCAAAUCCAAGCACUGCACAGAAGGAGCCUAAUUCCCGCACAAGCAUGGCAGACCAGAAAGACAGACUAGAUGACUUUAAAGUCCAGACAGCCAAGCAUCCCAACAUCAGCACGGCCCAACUGCGGCCCCAUAAUGAACACUCUAAAGACCGAGCGUCCAAAAGGCUCUCCUCCGACUCUAACGGGACCAGCGAAGGAGGAAUGGGCUCGUCCACGCCGGUGGAGGUGACCGCUUUAGAGGAGUCGUUUCGACGUUUCGCCAUCCACGGCGACACACGCGCCACCGGCAAGGACAUGCAUGGCAAGAACUGGUCCAAGCUCUGCAAGGACUGCGGCGUGAUCGACGGCAAGAACGUCACCCUCACCGACGUGGAUAUCGUCUUCUCCAAAGUCAAGAAGAAGUCCUGCCGCACCAUCACGUUUGACGAGUUCAAGGUCGCGCUGGCAGAGCUGGCCAGGAAGAAGUACAAAGAAAAACCCGGCGACGACGCCGAAGCUGAGGUCUUCAAGCUGAUUGAGGGGAAGGCGCCCGUGAUCGCCGGGGUCACGAGAGCCGUGGCGUCGCCGACGGUAAGCCGACUGACGGACACCACAAAGUUCACGGGGUCGCACAAGGAGCGUUUUGACGACACGGGUCGCGGGAAGGGUAAGGCGGGACGAGUGGACGUAGUCGACACUUCGGGAUACGUCUCAGGAUACAAGCAUCAAGGGUCCUACGAAAAGAAGGUCACUAAACCCCCCAAUGCCAACAAACCAGUGUAAUGGAGGAGGGGUGGGGGGAUAAACAUUAGCUCGACAGCUAGCUAGGAUCAUUUUCUAUUAAAAAAGGGUACGUGAAAAAUAAAAACAAACUAGGUCAUCUAUUCCCCCCCCUCGCCCGGUUAUGUUGUGUGUGCAGGAUGUUUUUUUUUUUAAGUUCCUCUCUUUGUGAAGUGUGAGAACUGGAAAACUGUUUACAUCUAUUUUUUACUAAGUCUUCACCAGCUGGUACAUUCCUCUUUGAUAGCCAGUUACUGCCAAAAGCUGCGGAGAACACCAAUGAUGAUGAUGAUGAUGAUGAAGCCCUGUUGUUUUGAUCGGACCUUAAGAAUAUUUACCAAGCACAAUGAACACUGAAAGCCAAGAAAAACAACAAAAAUGGGACUUUUUGCACUUUUCCCCGACAUUGCCCAUAUUAAGAAGAAAUACAUUUUUAAUGAGCCUUCCAGACAUUUUGGAUAAUGUAUAUUUAAUAUCCUCUCCUGUGUCUGCUUUUUUCCUGCCACUUGUCAACUGUGUACAAACUCUGCUGUUCGCUCUUCAUUUUUUUUUUUUCAAUAAUACAAAGACUA
Doryrhamphus excisus (bluestripe pipefish) is the source of this 3250-nucleotide messenger RNA. RefSeq names its product tubulin polymerization promoting protein (gene tppp). Gene Ontology annotation, molecular function: tubulin binding. The record is from RefSeq and is a predicted model, not a curated record. Lineage: Eukaryota; Metazoa; Chordata; Actinopteri; Syngnathiformes; Syngnathidae. Gene Ontology annotation, cellular component: microtubule. Gene Ontology annotation, biological process: microtubule bundle formation; positive regulation of protein polymerization; microtubule polymerization.